GACAGUCAAAGUAGCGAUUCCGGUAAGAUGAUGAGGCUAGGGGCAACUCCAGUAAAAAUAACUGCCGCCCCACCGAAAGGUGUUGAUUUGGAGAUUAGCGGUGGCAAGUUUAUCCCCAACGAGUACCAAAAUGGAUUUGCUACCGAAAACAACCACAAGCCUGUCGGAAGUAUCGUGUCGUCGGGGAAAAUCAGCACCAGAUUGACCGGAUCCGAGGAAACGGGGCGCGGGCUGCUCGAGGACAGAAAGCGAAGCACCACUCAUCACACCACCGGCACAGGUCCAGGCCCGCGCCAACAGAAAGUCAACUACUCCCAUAAUUUGCAAUAUCUGGAGAUCGUUUCACCGCCGGAUGACGAACGAGGCGCAUCCAAACCGGGCAGCAUUCCCGAAGUCCAAUCGCACAUCAAUCUAGCGGAGGAAGUGGCCCAAAGACAACGGCAGCUACGGAGACAGGAGAUGUACGGCCAACUCAAGAGGCAAGUGUGCCGCGAUAGGAUGCGAACCCUUCGGCGAAUGGCGGAAAAUCCCAUCUACGUGAAUGGCCACUUUGACAAACCUUGGCAGACGGUUUCGCACAUUUCCGACCAAUUGGUCGAGGAGCUGACGGAGGAAACCGUCCGGCAGGGGUUGGAUUUCGGAGAGACGUCGUUCGUGGAGGAGUUUCUGCGCAUGCAACUGGAUGGGUGACGGAGGUGGAGAAGGAGGCGUCGAUCCAAGAUGAGAUAGGAUAUUGUGUGGGGUGGAGGAGGGAUGUAUAUUUUGAUUGUAGUUACUUGUCGUAGCAUUUGUUACUCGAAUAUAACAGGUAUCAGUAGAUGAAUCGAC
Molecule: messenger RNA, 828 nt
Organism: Aedes aegypti (yellow fever mosquito)
Lineage: Eukaryota; Metazoa; Arthropoda; Insecta; Diptera; Culicidae
Exons: 2
Coding region: 28-690 (220 amino acids)
Source: RefSeq, a predicted model, not a curated record